Messenger RNA from Cotesia glomerata, 690 nucleotides. RefSeq lists its product as uncharacterized. The record is from RefSeq and is a predicted model, not a curated record. Bases 1 to 408 code for a protein of 135 amino acids. Lineage: Eukaryota; Metazoa; Arthropoda; Insecta; Hymenoptera; Braconidae. The transcript has a single exon.
AUGACUACCGCAGUCAUUGAGUCUGGAAUCCAGGUGGUGGUCCAGUCGCCAGCUCCGACCAUGCCUGAGGAGCAGCAGCCCGAGCUCGAGCAGAUCCAGGAGGUUAAGGACAUUUCUCUGGACCUUGAGCGCGAUCAAGAGAACAAUAAUCUUUCAGUUAACAGUUAUCAGCAGGAACAGGAACAGGACAGUGGGGGUAAGAUCGAACCGCAGAUCAAUCUCAUCAGUGAUAGUAUACAGGACAACUACCAGGACUUGAUGACGUCGACAAUGAUCCUCACCAGGCAGGAAAACUUCAUUGAAGAUGACGGAAAUCUUGAUAGAACGACUGGACUCUACAUAAGAUUGGUUAUCAAGCAAGAUGGACGGCCGGAUCUUGUUUGGCUUUAUAAAACUCACAAGUUUUGAAUUUUUUUUCGGUUUUAUUAACUGAUAGUAGGAUUUGUUGAUUUUUGAUAAGAUUUAUCACUUGUUAUUAAAUCACGUUACUGAUACGAAAAGGGUGUAUCUCAAAAUAGACAUCCUUUUGGCUUUGCAAAACCAAAAGGGCGGAUAAAAAAAAUUUUUUGUUUCCAAUGAACUUGAGAAUGUAUAAAAAUAAAAAUCUGGCUGAAUAACAUAAAAUAGAAUCUAUUUUAUGUUAUGUUUCGACGUUCUAAUUAGCAAAUUGUCUAACUCCAUUUUAAAGAA